GUUCAUACUCACAUUCUGACUAAGCUCUAUCAACACACAGCUUAAUGGAGUUUAAGAGUCUAUCAGUUUUAGCUCUCCUUUUUUGUGCUCUUGUGGGAAUCAAUGAAUCUAAAUUAGAAGAAGAUUAUUGGAAAUGUGUUUGGCCAAACACUUCUAUACCUACGGAACUUUCAAAUCUGUUCUUGCCUGAUAAAAGAAGCAACACGCUUAUAAAAAGUGAAGAAGAGAAACAAUAUUGGACUAUAUUUUUUGAACAUGACCUAUUUCCUGGGAAAAUAAUGAAUUUAGGUAUCCAUAAACAUUCAGAUAUCCACUCGUCAAAAUCAACAACACAUGUAACUGAUAGAACAAGUCUACCUUUUGGAGUAUGGAUUUGGUUUAAAGAAGAAAUCGACAGAACAAAUCAACCUUUUGAAUUUAGUGUGUGGGAUAAAAGAGAAACUAGACAUUUUGUAGCACACACAUCAGAUGAAAAAGAAGCUCGCAUUCUUAACAAUUAUUGUGGAACCCCAUCAGCAAUAGGGGAAGAUAAACAUUGUGCUCUAUCACUAGAAUCAAUGAUUGAUUUUUCUAUUUCAAAGCUUGGAAAGAAUAUCAAAGUGAUGUCAAGUUCCUUUUCUCAAAAUCAAGACAAAUAUGUAGUGGAGGAAGUAAAAAAAAUUGGAGACAAAGCAGUAAUGUGCCAUAAAUUAAAUUUUAAAAAAGUUAUAUUUUAUUGUCACGUGGUCAACGCGACAACAACUUACACGGUCCCAUUGGUGGCCUUUGAUGGAACUAAAUCAAAAGCACUAACUAUUUGCCACCAUGACACUCGAGGUAUGAAUCCUAUUGUGUUGAAUGAAGUUCUUAACGUUAAACCGGGAACUGUUCCUAUUUGCCAUUUUAUCGGAAACAAAGCUAUUGCCUGGGUACCCGAUGUAAGUGAGUCUGAUGAACAUCCUUGUGUCAUCUAGCAAAUUUAUACAUUUAUCAUGAUAUAAUGUUUGGACUUGUUAAAAAGUGAUAUAUGGGAAACAAAUAUGAUCCUUUGUCAUCAUAUAUUGUCUCUAGACAGGCUCAUCCAUAUAUACUAAAUAAAACUAGUUCUAAUUUAGUUAGAACUAUAGGUUUGUGAUAGUACAAUGUGUCAUUUUAUUGGCCAAUUUCUGAUGUACUUUAUGAAAUGCAUUAUUAUUAUAUUGAUUUCUAAUG
Molecule: messenger RNA, 1191 nt
Organism: Vicia villosa (hairy vetch)
Lineage: Eukaryota; Viridiplantae; Streptophyta; Magnoliopsida; Fabales; Fabaceae
Exons: 3
Coding region: 45-953 (302 amino acids)
Source: RefSeq, a predicted model, not a curated record